AUGAAGAAACCACGUAUUGCUGUUAUCGGGGCUGGUUCGUCGGGUUUGGCGGCAACAAAACAAUGUCUCGAUGAUGAACUGGAACCCGUUUGUUUCGAGCAAAGCUCACACACCGGUGGGCUUUGGAAAUAUGUGGAUAUUGACAACACAGAAAACAAAGAUCCUCAUUCGUCAAUAUUUAAAAGUGUUAUAAUUAACACUUCUAGCAAAAAGAUGACCUUUUCGGACUUUCCGAUUCCUCCAGAAUGGCCAGUAUAUUUGCAUAAUUCGCUUGUCGCUAAGUACUUUGACAUGUACGCCGAACACUUUAAUCUUUUAGCACACAUCAAAUUCAAUACCACUGUAAUCAACGUGUCAAUUCUUCCGGACAAACGUUGGAGAGUAAGAUAUGUAACCCGCGGCGAAGGGAAUGAUGAGGAAAAAGAAGAUAUUUUUGAUUAUGUGAUGGUCUGCGCGGGCCAUCAUCGUUUUCACAGAUGGCCAAAAUAUAAAGGAAUGGAUGUAUUUAAAGGCGAACAAAUUCAUUCCCAUUUUUAUAGACGUGCAAAAUAUUUUGAGGACAAACGCGUUCUAGUUGUUGGCGCUGGAAAUAGCGGACUUGAUAUCUCGGUUGAGUUGUCUUAUGUUGCGUCACAAGUCUAUUUAUGCGUUCGCCGAGGAACAUUACCUUGGAUCUUUCCUCACAUUUUAAACGGGAAACCGCUUGAUUAUUACUCAAGGUUUUUCGGAACCAUGCUGCCGUCCUCUCUCAUUAGCGCUUACUACAAAAAAUCCAUUAAAAAUACCCUAGGUGAACUUCCCCCCGACAUAAAACCCAAGGAACCGAUUUUCUCAUCUCAUAUAACAAUGAAAUCUUCUAUUUUUGAGCGAAUCAUAAGUGGUACCCUUAUCGUUAAGAAAAAUAUUAAGGAACUAAAAUCCGAUAAAAGUAUUGAAUUUGUGGACGGAAGCAUUCUUGAAGACAUUGAUGUGAUCAUCUAUGCUACGGGAUAUAAUAUCGAAUUUCCGUUUUUGGAUAGAAAUAUUGUGUCCGGUGGUGAGGAGAUCGAGAAACAGUUUGAUGAAGAAUAUAGGGAGAAUUUGGCCUGGAUGUAUAAAAUGAUUUUUCCCCCAAAGUACCCAAAUAUAGCUUUUAUAGGUUUGGUCCAACCUGAUGGGCCCAUCUUUCCUGUCGCCGAAAUGCAGUGUCGUUACGUCACGAGUCUAAUUAAGGGCUUCGUAAAGCCAUUGCCAUCUCCUUCAGAAAUGGAAAGAUGCAUUCGUAAGAGCCAAGAGAAAAAUCUAAAGCAAUUCUAUUCCUCCGCACGGCACACAGUUGAAGUCAAUUUCAUCACUUAUAUGGAUGAACUGGCUGAAGAUAUCGGUUGUUAUCCUUACUCCCUUGCAAUUCUAAGAAAAUAUGGGUUUGGAGUCUGGAAGAAUGUACAUUUUGGCCUAUUCAACCCAAUACAGUACCGUUUACUCGGAAGGCAUUCGUGGGAAGGCGCACCGGAAGCGAUAUUUCUUUAUAACACCGUUGAUCCCAAGAUUGGAAAAACUCUUAAAAACAACGAAAAGACCAAAAAUCGUUCGAAUGGUAAAUACUGGUUGUUGUUGACCUUGAUUGGUUUGAUGGUGGUGAUGAAAAAAACGCGUGCAUUAGAAACAGUUACGGCUUUUGGCAAAAAAUUAAUCGGAAAUCAAUAA
Messenger RNA from Acaulospora morrowiae, 1686 nucleotides. The record is from the annotation of a GenBank genome assembly. NCBI's taxonomy places the organism in Eukaryota, Fungi, Glomeromycota, Glomeromycetes, Diversisporales, Acaulosporaceae.